AUGAAUCCUUCAGAUACAACCGCGGCAGUAACAUCAUCACCACAACAUCAACAACAACAACAUCAACAACAACAUCAACAACAACAACAUCAACAACAACAUCAACAACAACAUCAACAUCAACAACAACAACAUCAUCAACAACAACAACAACAACAACAGCAACGAUUGCCAUCAAAUUUUCUUCAAGCAUCAAUGAUGGCUCGUAUGGAAGCACUACGACGAAUUCAGCAAAAUCAAUUCACCUCAACAGAAUCAUCACAAGUAAAUCCUUCUGUUGGUGAUUCAUCCGCUAUCGGAAUUACCGGACAAUUACCACCGGUAGAUAAAAGUGUUGAUUUGGAUGGUGAUGGUGCAUUAGGUCUUGCUGAAGUACAGUAUGCUGCAUUCGUACAUCAUGGAUUAUCCAGUAAUGUUAUUGAAAAUCUUUUCAACGAG
This is a messenger RNA of Acanthocheilonema viteae, 438 nucleotides long. Lineage: Eukaryota; Metazoa; Nematoda; Chromadorea; Rhabditida; Onchocercidae. The record is from the annotation of a GenBank genome assembly.